Messenger RNA from Sycon ciliatum, 3148 nucleotides. RefSeq names its product rab11 family-interacting protein 4-like. The transcript is spliced from 15 exons. NCBI's taxonomy places the organism in Eukaryota, Metazoa, Porifera, Calcarea, Leucosolenida, Sycettidae. Gene Ontology annotation, cellular component: endocytic vesicle; recycling endosome membrane; midbody. The record is from RefSeq and is a predicted model, not a curated record. Gene Ontology annotation, biological process: endocytic recycling; regulation of cytokinesis. The coding region runs from base 463 to 2241 and encodes 592 amino acids.
UUUCUUGUGUGUUUGUCGAAGUAUUAGUUGUGACGAGUACAGAAACUGAGAAAGGAACUUCACACCGGGGGUGCGCUGAAGCAGCUGUUGGCUUUACUGUGCUGACACAAGUUCUGUGUGCCUUGUGCAACCCAGCCUCACUCAUCAACCAGUUUACCUGCUGCGCUCGUAGAUCUACUACACCUAAACUAAAGUCCUUGUCUGGUCGCUGUCGAUGUCUGUUGUGCAACUCGUGUGCACUCGCGAGAGGUUGACGUGGGCGAAGACCGACGAUCAAGAAAAUAACCGACACUGGGCAACACUGGUCUGUGCGUCAGCUGGGAUACCGGCAGAAACAGGAUCGGAGUUGCUUUGUAGGUGCGAAAAAGUGAGCUUUCUUUGUUUGAGCUUUCACAUCACCGUUGAACAGUGUGUUGCGUACCGCUGAACGGCACACACCUUGCCUGAUAGGUUAUCAAGAUCAUGGAGGGCAAUCGUCACCAGAAGCUGGCGCGGAAAGCGGCCAGUAGUGGCGAGUUUCGUGUCGACCCGGCUGUGGCAAGCCAUCGCAGCACCGUCGUUCGCCGUGCAGUGGCAGCAGACGAAGCCGACGACAGUGGCUGCAGCGUUUGCACAUCCAGUCCUGAACCAGGAGAGGCCGAGAGCAGAAAUGGCGAAGCUGGUAUGUCGCCUUCCAGUUCGAUAGGCAGUAGCAGGAGCUCGUCGGAUCGUGAAUCUUUGGCUUCUAAAUCCAGCACUGAGCAACAGGAGCGCACGCGAGGCAGUUCAGAGGACGUCAGCAUCGCCAACUGCAGCGCUCAUGGCGGAAGUUCUUCCGAUGAACAACAUUGCAGUAUGCAGUCGAAUGCCAGUAACAACAUGCCAGACCAAGACGUGGACCACUUGCAGAAGUCAUGUUCUUGCCAGAGGCCAUGUCUGUGUGAGCCAUUUAAACGGAAUACCAGUCAAACACUGGCAUGCCAGCAAAAUGGACUGUCCCUGUCACAUGAUUUUCCACGUCACCUGGUUACCAGCAAUCCCCUUACGGGAGAUGAUGACCCGCAAAGCCCGUCAAGUUCCCUGCAGCCAAACAGCAGCUCAUCCAGUAAUAACUGUUCGCCGCGGUCAUUCCCUCCGCGUUCAUUUCCGAUGACCGCCGUCUCUACGCCAACCUGCCAGUCGGAGAAUGGUAGCAAGAAGACCCCCGGUGCGACUGAGCUGUUUGAGGGAUCUGGCGAGAUAACACCUGCCUAUUUGAGGAUACGCCACCAUCGUCCAGUCACGUCGCAGCGCAGCCUUCCAGUUAUCGGCCUGCGCAGCCCGCGGAGGCAGAGCUUUCCGGGAUGCGCACUACCCUUUUGCGAGAGUGAAGAUGAACUUCAGCGGGAAGAUGAUGCCAUUGAGUAUCUGCACCGUCAGGAGGUCAGCCUGAAGGCAAAAAUUGAUUCGUUGGAAAGAGAUCGAAGUCUGACACUGGACAGAUCGUCUAGGUUUAAACAUGACCUAGCAGAGAAAGUUCGAGAGAUACAUGCCUUGGAGGAUAAGCUGCGGGAGAACGAGGGAAAGUAUCAAGAUGAGAAGCGAGCGGAAGAGCUGAAGGCCCGGGUGAAAAUGGCCCAGACAGAGAGGAAGGCUGCACAGCAACUUGACAUGGUGCGGCAGUUACUAGCUCAGUCCGACGAAGCUCAAACAGAACUUCGUGCAUCUGAAACAGCACUGCGAGAUCAGAUAAAGGCAGCCAAAGAGGAACAUGAAUGUCUGGAAGACACCAACAUCCAGAUGAAACGUAAACUGGACUUGCUCGGCCAGGAGCUAUGCAGCCAACAGGAGCAGCACCGCAAAGAAGCAGAUCGGUGUAAACGAACAAUAGCUGACUUGAAGGAGCAAAUUUCAAAUUCGACGCAGCAAAAUGAAGCUUGGGAGAAACGCUACAACAGACUGGAGAAGUCCAGUACGAUGCGCAUGAGCGUGUCCUCUUCGGAUGAGCUCUAUGCCCGGAUGCAAAGUCUUGAGAAGGAGCUAGCUGAUGAAAAGUGCAAGAAUGAUGAGCUCUACUCUGUGCUGGUCCUCCAAGGCAAGGCACUGGUUAUGGAGGAGACUGAAUCUCUAGCUGCUGAAUUGGAGGCACAGUCCAAGGAUGAGCUAUUGUCGGCACUUCGCGAUGAGCAGCUUCACUCGCGACGUCUCAAUCACUAUGUUGGCUCGCUCUUGUCGAUUGUUAUUGAGAAGUGCCCAGAACUUCUGGAGGUGCAGCUGCAGUAACAUGGCCUCUGGUGAUGAUUCCCAUCCCCGACAUUAAGAUUCAUGUCAAUAUCCUGAGUAUCGCCGACACGCACUGGAACUGUCACCAGUAUGUACCCACACGCACGAGCGCGCGUACACACACACACCAUCGUCUGGCUUGACUGCACUGAGCUCUGAACGCUCCCAAUCCCGCUCCGUUGGCAUGUGCACAUGCCUGAACUGUUUUAGAAUUCUGGUAGAAUAAGUGUGCGUAUCGUUGGCGUCGUCAAGACAACAUAAGCAAGCGGAGUGUCCAACUUUGCUUGGUUAUGCCCAUGGUGGGAUUUUAUGUUGACACCAACUUUUCUGGGAGUAAAAUGUAUUUACUGUGAGUCUUUGGCCACGUGAACUCUGCAGGGUUUCACUAACUAGCUUGCAAUAUGAGUUCAUGUAUGAUCGGAAAGGUACAGUGGCUGGAGAAAUCAUUUAAAAAAAAUUGUUUUGAAAGCGGCAAGAACGAAAAACCCAUGCCGGGUGACGUCAACAAACCUCCCACCCUGGACCAGACCAGCGGCGCAGCUGCGCACGGUGUUUAUGUACUCUUGGAGGCGUGUAUUUGCUGUCGCUCUUACCCUGCCCUAUAUAUAAUAUAUCUAUCUAUCUGUCUACUGUUGCUGCUGCUAUACAUGUAAGCGACGGUCGUCAGUCAGUCAGUCUUGUGUGAUUUCAUUGCUUCAAACAUACCCUUAUACAUGUAGCGGGUAGAACGGAUCACGGUCAUCAGCUAAGUCUCCGGCAUUGGCCACAAUGGACCGUUUGGCGUGGCACGCACGAUAAUGCCACUCUAUCAACCAACUAUAACUUAUUCUGAAAAAUUCUGAUGUGACUUUGCAACACAUGCAGUUAUUCCGUCUGCAGAAACUAGAAAAUGAGAGUGUUGACUGUA